This is a messenger RNA of Tricharina praecox, 447 nucleotides long. RefSeq lists its product as uncharacterized. The record is from RefSeq and is a predicted model, not a curated record. Lineage: Eukaryota; Fungi; Ascomycota; Pezizomycetes; Pezizales; Pyronemataceae. The transcript has a single exon. The annotation marks the transcript as partial.
CUCUUAUAUAUCGGAGGGAAACCUGGGAGCGGAAAAAGCACUCUUGUCAAAUAUUUCAAAGACAAUAUCCUUGAACUGGAACCCGACGCGCGUUCAGCAACUAUCGCCUCUUUCUUCUACAGCUUCAGGGAAGGCGAGCUCCAGAAGAGUCACCACAACAUGCUUCGAUCAAUUCUUUACGAUGUCCUCAGUCAAAAUGAGUUCUUUUUCUACCACUUUCAGCGAGAGUACCGACUGUACCGUGACAUGAUGAGAGAGCGAGGCCGAGAAGACUGCGCGGAAUGUCCUUACGAGUCUUUGAAGCGAGUUUUGCUCUCGUUGGGUGAUCACCCCAGGACAGGACGGCUUUACUUUAUCAUCGAUGCGGUCGAUAAGUCUGACGAAGCUGACCGUCGUGCUAUUCUCGACGUUUUUUUGACCUUUGUUCCAAGAAAUGCUGCACCGUAA